Molecule: messenger RNA, 3513 nt
Organism: Xenopus tropicalis (tropical clawed frog)
Lineage: Eukaryota; Metazoa; Chordata; Amphibia; Anura; Pipidae
Product: oocyte zinc finger protein XlCOF6-like
Exons: 5
Coding region: 383-2974 (863 amino acids)
Cellular component (GO): nucleus
Source: RefSeq, a predicted model, not a curated record
CCCCCCCCCCUGUGUGAGCCGACAGGAAGGAAGUGAGAGAGACAAGGGGCUGGGAGCGCACACAGGGUUCUGUAUAAGGAAGUAAUUGGGAACCCUCAGUGGCAGGAAGUGCGUUAUUUUAGGGUGCGGAAGGAAAGGGGGUCCCUGUCAGAUCUCUGAAGUACUUGCCCCAUAAGUGGGGAUUCCCCUCAGCAGUUCAGGAAGUACCGGCUGGGUUAUGUGAGGGAAGUUGCCCCUGGCUGGCAGGCUGUAGCUAAACUGCACCUCCCAGAAUCCUCUCUGCCUGUAUUCAGCAGUCUCCCAGAAGAAUUUAAGUGUGCAACGAGAAAUAAGUUCCCCCAGCCUAUGGAUCUGGUACACAGACAGUUACAAACAGCACAUAAUGCAAAGUUUUCAUUUCAGUACAAACACAGACAGAGAGUCUCAGCUCCCCGGUCAGAGAUACUGCGGCGCCUGUUCUGCUGCCGAUAUGGACAAAAGGCGACUUACCAGUGAUACCCAGGAUUCCCGGCUGCUCAGUUUCCCAGUAGUUAGACUGGAAAGGAUAAAGAAUGAUUCUGGGAAAUAUCAGCCAAUAUCUGAAGAAUUGCAGAAGAUGGAGCAAAGGAAAAUGAGUGGCCUUCCCCAGAGAUCCCCAGUGGUUCUGUUGGAGAGGAUAAAAGUUUAUUCUCUGAAUAAAUAUUCUGAAGAUCUUCGAUGGGAACUGAAUGGCCCUCAGAUGAAGAACAAGGAGGAGAGGAGGAGACUCAGUGCUGCUGGAUACAGACUGGAUACUUAUGAAUCAGGAAUCACAGAGAUGAACAGGGAGAGGAGAGAAGGGCUUGGUGCAAGGAAGCAGACAGGAAGUGACACAAACAGGAAGUCCUCUACAUGCAAUGGCUUUGUUGCCAGAUCUGCCCACAGUAACCAACCUCUGGUGCUUCAGAAACCUCACGCCCAGGAGAUGAAUUCUGCCCCAAAAGCCCAACAGAACCAAAUGCCCCAACUUUGCACAGUAACUGGGGGGAAGCUGAUUGUAACCCCCAAAUUAACAAAACACACACAGCCUGAUGCUGAGGAAAAGCUACAUGGAAGUCAGAAAAAGAUAAACAUUAUUUCAGGGAAAAACCUAAAGCCAAGAAAGACAUUAGCCCAAAGCACAAAGCAAACUGUGUUCCCUAAACCAUUUGGGGUUAUAAAUCCGUUUGCCUGUGUUAAGUGCAAGAGAAGGUUCGGCAGCAAUGGGAACCUCCUCAUCCAUCAGCGCAUUCACACAGAGAGACCGUUCUCUUGCACUGAUUGUGGGAAAUGUUUCUCCCACAGAACCAUCCUCCGAGAGCACCGCCGGGCUCAUAUGGGAAAGGGGCCCUUCCCCCACAGCACUGGGGGCAAUAAAAUCCCAUCAGGUAAGGGCAACUUUCAGAGGCACCAAGGGGCGAGUGCUAAAGGGAAACCACUUACCUGCACUGAGUGUGGGAAAUCAUUCAAACACAAAUCUUAUUUGCUCAUACAUGAACGCACACACACCGGGGAGAAACCUUAUGUUUGUACCCAAUGUGGUAAAGGCUUUUCCCAGAAGGUGCAUCUUGAAACACAUUCACUUAGUCAUUCUACAGAGAAACCUUUUAGCUGCACAGAGUGUGGGAAAUGUUUCCGUUUGAAGCAACAUCUCAAAAUUCACGAGAAGACUCACACUGGGGUUAAAGAUUUUGUCUGUACAGAGUGUGGGAAACGGUUCAUUCAAAAACACAGCCUCCGCCAACACCAGCGGAUUCACACUGGUGAGAAACCAUUUGUGUGUAAUGUGUGUGGGAAAGGCCACAGUCGAAAUGAGCAUCUAAAAGCUCAUCUGCGAGUUCACACAGAAGAUAAACCCUUUGCCUGCACAGAGUGCAAUAAAACCUUCCGAUCAGAUCGUUGGCUCCAUGCCCACAAACUGACUCACACUGGUGUGAAGCCUUUUAAGUGCAAAGAGUGUGAUCAAUCCUUCACAACGAACGGGGAUCUUACAAAACAUUCACUUAUACAUUCUACAGAGAAACCUUUUAUCUGCCCAGAAUGUGGGAAAUGUUUCCGCAUAAAAAGCAACCUCAAAUCUCAUGAGAAGACUCACACUGGGAUAAUAGAUUUUGCCUGUACAGAGUGUGGGAAACGGUUCACUGACAAACGCAGCCUCCACCAUCACCUGAUGAUUCACACCGGUGAGAGACCGUUUGUCUGCAGUGAGUGUGGGAAAAGCUACAGGCAGAAGAAGAGCCUAAAUAUUCAUCUGCGAGUUCACACAGGAGAGAAACCCUUUGCCUGCACAGAGUGCAAUAAAACCUUCCGAUUAAGGAGAGGGCUAGAUAUCCACAAACAGACUCACACUGGCCUGAAGCGCUUUCAGUGCAAUGAAUGUGGUAAAUCCGUUAGUACAAAGUCAGACCUUAACACUCAUCAUCGGACACAUACAGGAGAGAAACCCUACCCCUGUUCCAAAUGUGGGAAGAGUUUUUCCACAAAGAAAAGCUUACACCAACACGGUCACACUCACACUGGGAUAAAGCCAUACGCCUGUACAGAGUGUGGGAAAUGUUUUAGAAAUAAGGCUGAUCUGAAAUGCCACCAAUCUGCCCAUACUGGGGAGAAACCAUUUCAGUGUACAGAGUGUGGGAAAAGCUUUCCAUCUCAAACAGUGCUUAAUAUUCAUCAAAAGAUUCAUACAGGGGGAAAACCAUUUCAGUGUACGGAAUGUGACAAGUGCUUCUGUUAUAGACAGGCUCUUACAGCUCAUCAGCGGAUUCACACUGGGAUUAAAGCUUUUGGAUGCACCGAGUGUGGAAAACAGUUCCUGGCCAAGUACAGCCUCCAGCGGCACCUGAUGAUUCACACCGGUGAGAAGCCGUUUGUCUGUACUGAGUGUGGGAAAAGCUACAGGCACAAGAGGAACCUAAAUAUUCAUAUGAAUUCUCACACAGGAGAUAAACCUUCAGCCUCUAGAGACUGUGGCAAAUGAAUCAGACACGCGUUUCACACAAAUAUAAAGACUAUUAAGGGCACCGUGCAUGGAAAUGGUUUCUCAACAAAGACAGAACCCCAGGUUCCUGGGAGAACUUGCACUAAAGAGAAGGGCUUUUAUACAGGGGGGUCACUUGCGGGAGCCAGGUCCCCCCUUCAAAAGAAUUCCCUGGUGUCUGGGGUGGCAGUGGGGGCUGGUGUGGGAGCUGCUACGAUACAGCUGAGCCUCUGACCACAUGUAUAAAAUGAGUGGCCCCCCUUGUACUCCUGUAUUGUACAGGUUCCAGCUAUUGAGUUUGUCUGCAUUCAGAUUAUGUAGAGGGGCACAUCUGGGGGCAACAUGGUGCGUGUAGUCAGAACCACUGGUACAGAAUAGAAUGGGAUAGCAAAGGCCAGACACAAACUGCUUUUAAUCCCAACUGCAUAAAUACAUGACUUUUAAGUUGGAACAUUUGUGUAUUUAAAAGAGUUACAUUUGCCUACAAAUGUUAUAUUUGGGUUAACCCUUUAAAUAAAAAAACAACCAUUUUAUAAAUA